This is a messenger RNA of Coffea arabica (coffee), 429 nucleotides long. RefSeq lists its product as uncharacterized. The record is from RefSeq and is a predicted model, not a curated record. NCBI's taxonomy places the organism in Eukaryota, Viridiplantae, Streptophyta, Magnoliopsida, Gentianales, Rubiaceae.
AUGAAGUUGAUACGCCAAAAGAUUCAGACAGCUCAGAGCCGUCAAAAGAGCUAUGUAGAUAAUCGAAGGAAGAAUUUAGAAUUUGUAGUUGGAGAUCAAGUUUUCCUUAAGAUCACUCCUCUAAAAGUGAGUUUGAUGGCAGGAAAAGGAAAGAAGUUGCAACCUAGAUUUGUAGGAUCUUAUAAGAUUAUUCAACGUGUGGGAAAUGUGGCUUACAAGUUGAAACUGCUACCAAGUUGGUUUCGAAUUCAUAAUGUUUUCCAUGUGUCUAUGUUCAAGAAGUAUCAUCCAGAUCCCUCCCAUGUACUGCAACCAGAAAAUAUUAAGAUCGACGAGGCAUUGACUUAUGAGGAAAAACCAGUGAAGCUUCUAGAUCGUAAAGUGAAGGAACUAAGGAAUAAGCGAAUCCCUCUAGUAAAAGUUCUAUGA